Messenger RNA from Terrapene triunguis (Three-toed box turtle), 1073 nucleotides. It is a transcript of the gene CCNDBP1, whose product is annotated as cyclin D1 binding protein 1. NCBI's taxonomy places the organism in Eukaryota, Metazoa, Chordata, Testudines, Emydidae. Gene Ontology annotation, biological process: regulation of cell cycle. The record is from RefSeq and is a predicted model, not a curated record. The coding region runs from base 36 to 1073 and encodes 345 amino acids. The transcript has 11 exons. Gene Ontology annotation, cellular component: nucleus.
CAGCCGCAGCCGCAGCAGGGACUGUAGCGGAGCGGAUGGAGCGGGAGCCGGGGGCUGCGGGGCCGGCGCGGGCGUUGGAGCCGCUGCGGCACCUCCGCGAAGUGCUGCGGCCGGCGCUGUCCCGGAUCCGAGAAGGGGAGUCGCGGGAGAGCAGCGAGACCUUCGAGCAGCAGCGCUUCUGGGACACGCUAGGUCAGACGUUCAAAGCGACAUCCCAGGAAGCUACGAAGUUGAGUCUGGCAUUCUCAAGGCCUCCGCUGCCUUCUGCAGAGGACUGUCAGAAACUGAGCGAAGGCGUCCAGAAUGCUGUCCUGGCAGCUGCCACAGUAUAUUACUGGCUUCCCAAGAGCCAAGGUACCACUCUGCGGAAGAUGGUGCGAGAUGCCACUGCCGAGGUAGUGGAAGGAAUGAUCCAGCUCACAGACGUGAUUCUCCGUACUCCACUGCAGAGUUUGUCUCAGGAGCAGCUUAUAUCAACUGGUAGUGUAUGGGAGGCAUGUGAACAGAUUUCCCAUCUGCCACAAGAUAACCAGGCAGCAGUCCUGUCAGCCAUGGCCGCCUAUCUGGGUGUGGUCAGGGAUGCGGUGGAGGAAAUGGAGCAGGCUCAGGGGGAAGAUCGGGACCCCUACAGUGACAUCAUGGAGGAUGAGGAGUUGGGCUCUCGGGGCAAUAGGGACACCUACUGGUCUGAGGCUGACCGGAAGCUACUUGGUCCCUGCAUGGGGCUGAUGAAGGCCUCCAAAGCCUGCCUGAAGAAGCUCUUGGGUGCAGUGAAGGUUCACGGCAAAGCAGACACCCCAGAACAGGUGGCUCAGCUAGAUGAUCUUGCAGACAUCACCAAUGAGAUCAGCCCGAGCGUUGAUGAGCUGGCACUGAGUAUGUAUCCACCCAUGAACCAGCUGGCUGUGCGACUCAAUGCUGCCAAACUGGCCUCUGUAUUAAAGAAAGUCCUAGAAAUUACAAAGUCAAGCCAUGUGUGUCCCCCAUCAGAGGAAGGCUGGGUUCAGUUUCUCACUGGUGCGGUAGAUCACAACAUGGACAAAAUUAAGGACUUCACACAGAGUGAACUUUAG